Messenger RNA from Glossina fuscipes, 767 nucleotides. Its product is annotated as 10 kDa heat shock protein, mitochondrial. The transcript has 3 exons. Gene Ontology annotation, cellular component: mitochondrial matrix. Gene Ontology annotation, molecular function: ATP binding; metal ion binding; protein-folding chaperone binding. Lineage: Eukaryota; Metazoa; Arthropoda; Insecta; Diptera; Glossinidae. Bases 183 to 494 code for a protein of 103 amino acids. The record is from RefSeq and is a predicted model, not a curated record.
AAAAAGAUCUUAAUAAUCGCAUUCAUUCACAACUAAGCAUUGGUGUAAGGCGGUAGCACGUGUUCUAAAAGUGGAAAUUACUGUAAUUCAGAAAUAUAUAGUAAAGCAAGUUUCCCGAAUUUUCCGGCAUUAUUAAAACUUUUGUAUUUAGCAAACAUAGCAUUUGAAAAAUAAAUUUAGAAAUGGCCGCUCAUGCAAUUAAAAAAAUUAUGCCUAUGUUGGACCGUAUAUUGGUACAACGUGCUGAAUCAAUGACAACGACUAAAGGCGGCAUUGUCUUGCCCGAAAAAUCGCAAACUAAAAUGAUGCAAGGCACCGUUGUUGCUGUAGGGCCGGGUGCACGCAAUAACCAAACUGGCGCUCAUAUUUCUCCUUCAGUCAAAGAAGGUGAUCGUGUGCUCUUACCGGAAUAUGGCGGUACCAAAGUUGAAUUGGAGGAUAAGAAGGAAUAUUUACUUUACCGUGAAUCUGACAUAUUGGCUAAAUAUGAAUAGAUUUCCUCGUUAUCUUAGUUCAUCCAGAAAUAAUCAUUUCUUACGUUUCAUCUGUAAAAUUUUAAUUUUGAACCAUAAUUAAUGUAAUCUUUAACUACUUCCUCUCUCUCGCGAGCUAUGGGAGUUUGAAAAUUUUGCGAAUUCCAUUAAAUAAGAGUAGAUUGUGUGGGCUACAAGCUUGAAUAUCGUUGGCUGUUGAACUUGCAAAUGAUGAUUUAGGCCUGCUUGCCUAAUUUUUGAGAAGAGAAAUAAAACACGCUUUAUAUUGUUUAA